Sphaerodactylus townsendi is the source of this 729-nucleotide messenger RNA. Its product is annotated as translation initiation factor IF-2-like. The record is from RefSeq and is a predicted model, not a curated record. Bases 1 to 729 code for a protein of 242 amino acids. NCBI's taxonomy places the organism in Eukaryota, Metazoa, Chordata, Lepidosauria, Squamata, Sphaerodactylidae. The transcript is spliced from 3 exons.
AUGGUCCAACUUCUUACUUCUGGGGAGGAGGGAGGCACCAAGUCCAGUGCCCCUGUAACCUGGGCAAGCUGCACCGGGACCGGGCAAGCUGCACGGCGAUCUAGCACGUGCAGGACCAGCGCUGUCCCUUCCCAGGACGCCCCGACCCCUCUCCCCGCCAGGCUAAGCAGAGUCCCAGCUUGGGCAAAGCGGCACUCGGGCGCCCCCAGGCAGCCUCUCUCGGCCGCGAGCCCAUGGACAGCAGCAGGCCAGCCUUGCGAUUCGCAGCGGCAGAUUCGCCCGCGGACGGGUUUCGGGCGGGGCACAAAAGGUGGCAAGACCGGCGCCGGCGGAGGAAGGGGGGAGGCCGGGAAAGAGGGGAGGGUGGGCCGGGGUCGGGCUGGGCGGCGGCCCGGCCUGGCCGGCUCGGUGGCGAAAGUGCGGUUGCCAAGGAACCGCUUUACCCAGCGGGGCCUCCCCGCGCAGGAGCUGCCGCCGCCGCCGCUGCCGCUGCCGGAGCCUCCUCCAUUGUCCGGGCCGGGCCGGGGUGGGCCCAUGGGCCCCGCCGCUGCCGGAGCUGCCGCCGCCCAGCCACAGCCGGGCCGGGGCUGGAGCCGCGCUUGGGGAGAGGAGAAGUGGGGUCCCCGGCGCCCCGAUCCUGUCUUAGGCGCGUCUGCUCGGAAGCGGGGCGAGCGGGGACUGGUGGCUUCACUCACUUGUCAAAGUGGGCUUAGGAUCGCCCCAUCCUGA